AUGUACUUUAUUAGACACAUACUUGUGCUAUUCUAUAUAAUAUGUAUAAAAGCAAGAAUGGUAUGGGAAGAUGUAAAAGAAUUUAAAUCAACUUGUAUAGGUUUAUAUAGGGGCAACGAAAGAAUGGUAUCUUCACUUGUGUCAUUACACCCGGCAAUCUUAUAUGUUAAUAAUAGGCUUGGAUUAAUACAUAACCUAAGCAUGUUUUCUUAUGAAAUAGAUAGAAAAUUGAAAUUGGAAAUUAAAUGUAAUGCAUUUGGCGGUAAUAGUUAUAAAUGCCGUAAAACAUCUGAUAAGAAUGGGGUUCAUCGUUUAAAACAUAGCAAUCGAUACUUAUCGAUUAUGCAUUUAAAUUUACAUAGGUGUUUAAUUGACAUGUUUCCUAUAGUAGAUGGAAGAGCAAUAAUUUAUUCAAAAGAAAAAAAUUCAUUUUUUAGUUUUAUUGAUGAGAUCCCAUCGAACAAUAACAAGUUUGGCUUGCUUGCUUCUUUAUUUCUACUUUCUGAAGGGAUAGAUAUUUCUUUGGAAAUAAAAAGGAAUGACCUUAAAGAGGAUAUGCUUGUUCUUAAAACAUCUAAAAAUAGCACUAAGAAUUACUUUACCGAUGAAUUGAGACUAGAGAGCAAAUGUUACCCAGAUUUAGAUGAAAAAAAACUAUCUGUAUCUGAUAAAAAUUUUAGACGUCGUAUACGUAAUAAGUAUUACCAGAAACAAACUAAAGAUAUAGUUAAUUUUUAUAAAGAAGUUAAAGAUAGAAUAUUAAAAAAUUUGUCUAAUUGCAGUAAAGAUAAAAUCAAUCAGCAUGAAGAUGAUUAUAUAAACAAGGCCCAAUUACUUAUACAAAUGUAUAUAUUCGAGUAUAUAUCCACUAAAAAAGACAUGAAAGCGUAUCUUAUAGAAACAUUUAAUAUACUAAAAGAACACGUUGAUGCAGUAGAAAAAGAAGAGUCUAAUGAUAUAGGAGAAUUUGCUAUAAAUGUUUUUAACAGUCUUUUCUGCCCUAUAAAUAAGAAAGCGCUAGAUGAAGAAGCGAAAACUAUGAAAAAUAUAACUGAAAUCCAUAAGAAUCUGAGUAACUGUGUGUUUGUUCCCUUUCAUAGAGAACCAUCUAUGCCAGAUAUUUUACACACUUGCGAAAAAAUCAAUGAAUUAUUAUUAAUUGGCAUGGCUUCUAACUCUAACUGUAUAACUAAUGCUCUCACCAACAGCUUCUAUUCCAGUGAAGACACCCCUUUUCAAUUAAAAUCGCUUACUAUUGGGACCGAAAUUGGCAUACUUACUCUGCUCUGCUGUUGUUUCUAUGACAGCCAAGGAAUGGAGUACACUCUUAAAACAAUUAAAUAUCCUCCUAACGAAUUAAAAUUGUUUUUCACUAAGUACAGAGACCUAUUUGACACAGAAGAUUUAAGUGUUCAUUACGACUGGCAUAGGAUAAUUAAUUAUAUGAAAGUCGGGGAUGAAUUUUGCGAACGCAGUAAAACCCAGUAUUAUAAUGGGGGUUUGCUAAGUAUGCUUUCUAUUAUUUUAGAUAUAACUAAUGGGCCUAAUAACAUAAUGGUAGAAUUAGAUGAGCUUAUUGACAAAGUAAGAAAACGAAAGAUAUCUGACCCAUGUAUAACGAUGAGUAUUUGUGAUUUAGUUGAAAAAAUACUGAAUGGACUUUCAUAUAAUAAACAAAUGAAAGUAACAUCAGAUUCUUGCCUUAAAAUAGAUAAAGCUAAAGACUGUGAAUUUGAUGCAUUUGGAAAACUGUCUUUAAUAAUCUCUGGCGAUUCUAAAAUUGUAAGAAUACUGACUAUGGAGUUUAGCCUUGAUAAAGUAACUUCUACGUAUGAUGAUGUAUAUGAGUGUAUGAAUAAAACUGAGAAUGAUUCUUCUCUAAAAUCUAGUAUAAAGAAAAUAGUUGAUAUAGGUAUUUCUUACGACCAAAAAAACAUCACUAGAAUUGGCAAAACAAUUGUAAAAUACGCUAACUACAUAACAGGUGCAAUUUAUAAUAUAGUGGAUAAAAAUACAAAACCGUGCUAUGUUCAAUAUUUAAAUUCAGCCCAAAAGCGGAAUAUUAUGCCAGAUCAAUGCGAAGCAUUUUCAUAUGGAAGAAUUAUAUAUACACCUGACAAAAUGCAUUUAAUAAAGUCUAUCUCGGCAAUUAAAUAUAUUGAGGAGCCACUGAAACAUUUGUUUUAUCGAAAUAUUAUUAUUAGUGUUAUAGGAAGUAUGCUAAAUUUCAAAGAAAGCGCAAUAGAUAAAUUCAUUUGUGCUAUUGCUGCUGAUUUGGGAAUUGACUCCUUUAAUGACAAUAUAAUAAUGAAUGAAGAUAUUUAUUCGAAAUUAAUAGCUGGUACUAUAUUUGUGAUGCCAGAAUUAGAUUUAGAUGAAGAUUCAGAUAAUUCAGAUGAAGAUUCAUAUAAAGAAGCGGAUGAAGAUUCAGAUAAUUCGGGUUAUUCAGAUAAAGAUUUAGAUAAUUCAGAUAAUUCAGAUGAAGAUUCAUAUAAAGAAGCGGAUGAUGAUUCAGAUAACUCAGAUGAAGAUUAAUAUGAAUAAGGAGGCUGUGUUAUAUACUAAGUAUAUAUACAUUUCAUAUGUCUGUGUACUAAGCUAUAUAAUAUAUCUAGAGUGACUUAAAAGAAAGAGUUAGUGAUUUCCGGCCAUGCUAUACAGAUAUAAUCAGAAAAACACUCAAUAAGACUUUUUACUUUAUACUAGCCAGUAGUGGUUGCAUCCCAUCCAAUAUGCCAACUAUUAUGGAUAGCAUAACAAUAAAAG
Molecule: messenger RNA, 2766 nt
Organism: Nematocida parisii ERTm1
Lineage: Eukaryota; Fungi; Microsporidia
Exons: 1
Coding region: 1-2535 (844 amino acids)
Source: RefSeq, a predicted model, not a curated record